Molecule: messenger RNA, 1032 nt
Organism: Solanum tuberosum (potato)
Lineage: Eukaryota; Viridiplantae; Streptophyta; Magnoliopsida; Solanales; Solanaceae
Exons: 1
Coding region: 1-1032 (343 amino acids)
Source: RefSeq, a predicted model, not a curated record
AUGAUUUUCUAUGACCACACUCUUAUUCUAAGGCCGUUUCAGUUGUCCAACAACAAUGAGCAGUUUCAUUGCAGGGCUUGUGGCUUCGAUGAUUCUGAACUUUCUCUGUUCCAAUCAUACUAUUGCUGUGACUCGUGCAAUUUCAAUCUUCAUGUUGAAUGUGCUUCUAUACCCAUAACUUUGAACCAUAAAAAGAAAUACCCACUUCAUCUGUUCCUUUCCUUCCCAAUAACCAGUGAGGCUGCUGCUCUCUUUUGCUCAAUUUGUGCUAAAGAAGUUCCCACUUCGGGAUGUUGGGUAUUUUACAACCACGAUCAUGAUUACCUCUGUCACUUUGAAUGUGCUGCUGUAACUGAAUAUGCAACAAAUAAUGAUUCCAUGAGUGAACUUCAAACCCGACUACAAACUCUGGUUCUAACUAACUCCCCUCCUACACCGCCUGAUCUAUCGUGUGGAGAUGUCACUCAUUACCAUGCUCUCAGAGAGUUCGUCUCAUCCUGGCCCUUGAGGUUCAACUUGUGUGAGUUUACUGUUUUUUCUGGGUACAUUUGCAGUGAUUGCAAUUACUUUAUCGACAAGAAUUGCUUCUCCAUUCCAUCCAAGAUUCAACACAUGUCUCAUCCCCAACACCCUCUCAAAUUUACUCGCUACACAGAUUUUAUGCAUGAGGAUCUUAAAUGCACAGGCUGUGAUGCUGAUUUCAAACACUUGGGCAACGGCAGGGCGUACUAUUGCACCCAAUGUAAAUUCAUUAUUAAUCGUUAUUGUGCUUCAGCUCCCAAGAGCUUGACCUUGGAGGAUAAUGUCUCUUACGAGCUCUUCUUUUCAUUCCCCUUCAAACACGGGAAUGCAGAGAUCGAUUGCAACAUUUGUUCCGAUGUAGUGGUGAUUAAAGAUGGACUGUUUUACUAUAAUCGUGAGUGUCAUGAAGCUUUGCACGUUAUUUGUGCCCUUGAUGAAGAAGCCGGAUUUGAUAAUGACAAGAUGGACAUGUUAUCUAUUCAACGCUUACAGGAAUUGAGGAUAAUUUGA